Messenger RNA from Staurois parvus, 285 nucleotides. The record is from the annotation of a GenBank genome assembly. NCBI's taxonomy places the organism in Eukaryota, Metazoa, Chordata, Amphibia, Anura, Ranidae.
GUGGACGUGGUAAUACUUGGACGAGGGGUGCCGGGUGGAUGUGGUAUACUUGAACGGAGUAGGUGGCGAUGGACGUGGUAUACUUGGACAGAGGGGUGGCGGUGGACGUGGUUAUACUUGGACAGAGGGGUGGCGGUGGACGUGGUAUACUUGGACAGAGUGGUGGCGGUGGACGUGGUAUACUUUGACAGAGGGGUGGCGAUGGACGUAGGUAUACUUGGACAGAGGGGUGGCGAUGGGAUGUAGUAUACUUGGACAGAGGGUGGCUGUGGACGUGGUACAGUU